This is a messenger RNA of Loa loa (African eye worm), 13047 nucleotides long. RefSeq names its product ubiquitin-conjugating enzyme family protein. Bases 1 to 13047 code for a protein of 4348 amino acids. Gene Ontology annotation, cellular component: nucleus. Gene Ontology annotation, molecular function: ubiquitin conjugating enzyme activity; cysteine-type endopeptidase inhibitor activity. The record is from RefSeq and is a predicted model, not a curated record. NCBI's taxonomy places the organism in Eukaryota, Metazoa, Nematoda, Chromadorea, Rhabditida, Onchocercidae. The transcript is spliced from 88 exons. Gene Ontology annotation, biological process: negative regulation of apoptotic process.
AUGGAUCUUCGCACAAAUUCAGAAUCCUAUACCAACAACGACUACUUUGAUUGUGGAGUUAUUCGUACAAUGGAAGAUAUGGCUUAUUUCAUCAACCUUAACACUAAUAAGCUAUAUCCUUUAUGUGAUGAAAAAGUGGCUCAAUUUGCUGUCAUGGAUAAUGGGAAAGUCACUCUGCUGACUAGAAAUUCGGGAAAGUUGAUAACUGUUCAAGUUGAGCAGUCGAAUUCACGUCCUGCAGAUUAUGAAGAAGAUGAAGAUGCUGCUGUAGCUGCGUUAUUCAGGAAGAUAAGCGAUCCACGACAAUUAGAUGUACAACAAAGUACUGACCGAGAAACAGCUCGAAAUUGUGUAAUGGCAUCGGAGUAUCUGUCGAUCGCGGGUCUACGACGAAUAUGGAAAUUAACGAGAAGUGAUAUUGGCGGACCAAUAAGAGGUGCCACUUAUCGACUUCCGUAUCAUAUUGGUCGACAGCCGGGAUAUCAUCUCGUAGCUCCACCUGGAUGGAGUGAAGUACCGGCAAAUCAGCGCAUCAGAAAAUAUUUCAUCGAAAACAUGCCAGUAGAAGGGGUGAGCCGAACCUGGUUUUAUCAGUCAGAUUGUCGCUAUUCGAGUGGCUUACAUAUUUUCGAAUUACUCCAUUUUCAGCAUGGAUUACGCGUUUCGCACGUUGAUAUCUUUCUGAACUUCCACGAAACAUGUCUAGCUUGCCCAGAUAUCGAAUUAAGAUUGUACCGUCGGAAAAAUAAUGGUGAUGAUGUAUCUUCACUCUUGAAAAUACAUUCACAAACACCCCUUUCUGAAAGUGUUGGUCUGGAAGAAGUCGAAGCACAGUGUGAUUUGUUGGCCGGACCGUAUCACUGUGCUGAAUAUGCUGAUUUGAAUAGUCAUUCGGCAAAAAUACAACUACCAGGGAUUGUUUUCACACCUCAGCUGGUCAAAAAAGGAGGAAUACGCAUGAAUUUUCUAGGUGGCAAUAUAAUCGGUUUCAAAUCGGUUUCUUACUAUCUUGUGUUGAGAGCUCUCUCUGAUUUCUCUCUUGAUCAGGUAAUUACAGCUGUGAAGACAAACGAACGAGAGAAACUUAAAGCAGCAAGUGCCUCAGGUAAAACGAAAUCAUCUUCGAAACGUCGUAUCGAUGACAGAGAAUUUACAGAACAUUCACAAUCUUCCACAACUGCAAUUGGAGACUGCUCUGUGCACGGUUUAACUUGUCGGCGUGGAAUACAGUGGAUAGACGAGCUGGUAAUAACAGUGGUGAAGGCGAAAAGAGCUAUUGAGCCUAAUGAAAGAAUUGAAAGACGUGCACUUAUUGAAACAACGGAUUUGCACAAUAAUAUAAUCAUGCUAGCUGCCGGUAUCGCGCCCAAACUAUCGCCAGCUCAAAAAGCUCAUACAGAAGGUGAAAAGUUGCAGCAACAGAUUCUUGCAAUUGACAUUAUUGAGUGGCUCAUCGAUAACUGGGUCAGUACUUCGUCGCAGACUCAUCUAUCUGCUUUUGCUGAAAUGAUCAUCGAAAAUGUUGACGCCAUUUUCGUUAACUGUUUCAUAAUUUCGUCACGGUCAAUUUCCCACAAAUGGAGCGCUACAUUGAUGUAUUUUUUACGUGUCCUUCGGAAGUCGGAUGAGUGUGCCUCUUCGAAAUUGUUACAAAUUUUUUUGUCAUGUACAGUUCGGAUCGUGACGAACUUACAUGCAGUUAGAAAUGCUGGAUCCCUUCACUGGCUCUUGGUGUUUAUUUUCACUCUGUUGAAGAUGGCUGUGAUGAAAACAAGCGAUGUGUCUUGUGGUGUGCUCUUGAACACUUUGUUGAAUGCAUUUACAAAUACUCUUACAUUUGUUGGUAUCGCAUGGAAACAAUGUUGGAAUGGUUCGGUGCAUGAUAAAUUGGCUACUGAAUAUAAUCUUAGUGGAUUACCUACAGAACUGGUUAUGUAUGAAUGGCCCCGGUCGGUUCUUUCGCUUUGGCAGCGAACAGCUUCUGCCACUACUAAACCGAACGAUCCGAGUGAGCUAGCUCAUACAACUGCAUUUCCACCAGCAACACCAACACUGAUUGCUUACAAAUGGGCAUCCACUGCUGCUGGUUAUGGAAAAGAAUUUAAUGAAAUAAAACAAUCACAAAAUACAGGAGUGAGUCGCUACGAAAAGAUUUCCACGGCCGAUUCUAGGAUUCUCAAUAAGGACUGCAUUGAUACAAACACGAACAUAAGUGGAUUAACUGCAGAGGAUGAAAUAGACUGGCUGGCACUGUUUAAUAUAUCAACAGAUUGUGCGAAAGAAACUUUUGAAAAUAUUACAGAAGCAAAUUCUCAACGUGAAUGCAAAUAUCAAACAGUAAUGACAUCCACGCAGUUGAGCGGUUUGCUCGAAACGGAACCACUCACGUUCACCAUAAUAUAUGCUUCGGAUCACGUUAAAGUGGAAAACGCGGAAACUGGUUUUAUAACAGAAGUUGAUUGCACAUCUGCACCUAUUGGUCAUACUGAGAAUGAAGGUUCUGUGCCAUUGAAAAUCAUGGAUAUUACUCAAGCAGUUUUGAACAAUAAGUCAGAACAAAGUACUGAAAAUGAUUCCGGAGUCUCGAAACCAGUAUUUCAAGAUUUAAGCGCAGAUUUGAAUGCACGUAUGACGUUGAUUGCAAUGGAACAAGCACAAAGAAAAGAGGAUAAUGCAGUUGGAAAUGCUGAGCAGAAUUCGCAAACAAUAGCGCAAGAUUUCGCCACCCAGGGAUCAUCAGCAAGCACAUUUGGUAUUCCAACUACACCAAAAACAACACCAUUCAUGACACCAACUCCACUCUCUCCAUCGCAUCUCUCGCCUAUAAACUCGCAACCAAAUCUGGCGUAUAUGAUGGAAAACGAAUCUGGGGAUGCUAAUGAGGAAUCUCAGAAAAACUGUAACCAAAGAGCUGAAAUAGAUCCUCAGAUUCCAUCACUAGUACCAGUGAUUUCAUCUGAUAUCUUUAAGUUGCCAUCGCAAAAAUUCUUGCUAAUGGAAAGAAUUUCUUUUGGGUCCAGAAAAUUUGUUAUAUUGGAUUUUGGAAUGCCUAUUUUUCUAACAGAUUUAUUCAUCCCAUCAGUAGCAGAAAUAGCAGCAAUAUCUGUAGACGUAUGGCUCUUGGGUGAAAAUGUUGAUGGACAGCGAUUACUGAUGACAACAGAUAUAUGUCGCAAAAGUAUUGCUGUACAAGAUCUGCAACCUUUUAUGCGAAUAAGAUUUGUAAAAAUAACUUAUGUUGGACGACAGCUUUAUAGCGCAGCAUGUAAAAUUCCAGUAGGUCUCUUUUUUGGGCAUCGUUUCUUCUCAUCAUGGCAAGUUUCUUCAUAUCCAUUUAUGCAAAAAGAGUAUGCUGCUCGUUAUGUACCAACCAGUCAACAAAAAAAGAUGACGGUUACCUUAAAUCAUUUGCGUCAACUUUGUGAAGAUUUGCGAUGCAGGCAUCAGCUCAUGAGUGCAGAAUUGUCUCGUUUAGUGGAUGAAUGUGCUUCUGAAGAAGAAGUAAAACAUGUAUACCGCGAAUGUGUCCAACUGAGUCUGCAGUGGAAUAUUGUAGUGGGUGUAGUACAUCGCCUGGAAUUAGACCACUUACCUUCAUAUGAUUCUGAUCAAAAUUUGGAAGAAGCUUUACACGGAAGCUGGAAUGACUGCUGUCCAGAUCAGUUGCGAACUAUUGCGGUCGAACUCUUUUCUUUGGUCACUCGAGCAAUUCACUUGAUUGAUGUUCGGACUGUUGCUUUAGAAACGUUUGCCAACGAUAAUAAAGCCGCAACUCAGAAUUGCUAUCCAAGUGAAGCAAAAUAUGCUCGAACAAAAUGUAAAGAAACGCUGGAAAUAAAUUUGCCGUUUCCACCAACCGAGGAGAUUGUUUUCCAGCCGAAGUUCAAUCUUGAUGAUGCCGUUACUCUCUUUAUUUUGUUUUGCGUUCCAGCCGUCCCGAGACUACAGGUGGGAUGUAUCACUUGGCUUUUUCAUCAUGGAUCCGAAAAUGAAUGGUGGCCGUUAUUUUUUCCUCGUGUUCUGAAGGAAAUUUUUUCCACGAAGCUCAGAAAGCAUGAUCGCAAGAUCUUUUUGCAACUAUCAUUUUUGUGCAACCAUUCAGUGAAAUCUAGCUCAAAACAGUCUGCUAUCAUUCUCGAACUUUUCAAUCUUAUCAAAGAAAUAGCAGCCAGUGUUUUGGAUAAUUAUGCAGUUGAUCGCCAGUGUCAGAAUAACUUGGACGUUACCUUGUUUUGUUGGUCUCUGAUGCUUCUUUCGAGCGCGUUUGAUGUUAUCACUUACAACAAAAAGAAGAACGACCGUUGGGCAUUCAUUGGAGGUGAGUAUUCGCGGGUAAUGACAUCGAAUGAAAAGGAUGAUUCUGUGCCUAGAUGGCAAAAGAAAAAGUUGCCGAAGUUUGGGAAUAAUGACGAAAAAACCACAGAAUCUUUAAAGAAUAUAAGCCCUGCUACUUUGAAAACUCAACUCGAGACAUUGUGGGAGAAGCACUUAAAGGUGAUGGAAGCAAUGAAAGCAAAUAUGAAGAUGACUAAGGCUUUAAAUGCCAAAAUGCAAAAGAAAGUUGAAAUGGAGAAGAAAAUUCAUGGCUUAUCCCCACCUAAUAAAAUGGGCCAUUCGGUUUUCGCUGAAACGGACUUCCCAACAGAAUUGACAGAAGAGCUGCAUGCGACAUUGUUACCAUUUCUGGGUGAGCAACAAAUGGAAGAAAUUUUGGCUAAGCAGUAUACCCAUCAUCAAAAUUCAGAUUUGAAGACAUCAAUUGAUUCUUCUGAAUCAGCUUUGAAAAAGGCAAUAUCCAUGGCCAGCAAGAGUAAUUCCCGACCUCGGUGCAGACAGUACAAUAUUCGUCUGAAACUUCCUCACGAACCUUGUGUUAAUGUUGCUCGAAAACUGAUCACUUUGCUUUGUAACUUUGAGAAGCAACUUCCUAUAUUAGCCAAACUGAUAAUAUGUAAAGUUGUUGCUCGUAUAUGUAUUAGCGCAUCUUACCACGUUAUUCCUUUGAUUUGCGUUUUGGAAGGUCCAGUUGACAAGCUGAUAAAAAUUGGAUUGGAGGAGCAGGGGACGGGUUUGCUCAAAUAUGCAGUCUUGCACUUAAUUUUAGAUGUUAUUGAAGCAGAGUCACGUGGUGUUUCUAAGCUAAAUGUAUUUUCGAAAAAUCAAAUUCUUGUGAAAAAUAAGGAUUCAAAGACAUCUGAAAUAUCAGAAGAGCUUGAUUUGAUUUGCAUGCAUCAUACGGGGUGCCAUUUUGCUGAAAUCAUUCGUGCAAAAUCCAAAAAGGAAAUAAUGGACGACGUGGAAGAACGAAAAUCAACUGGCAUUACGGCGGCUGUCUGUUGCCUUCCAGAGGCUUUUUGCGGAGCAAAAACUUCUCAGUCCUUCAGCAUUGCAAACUAUGAUGAACAACCUGAAUUAGGAUCUGAACUGCUGGAAACACUGAUAUGUCAAGUUCUGAUGAAUACUAGGCAAGCGGUGGUACCAGACGGUCCUAAUGAUGAAAUUCGAAAUCAUACUUAUCAGAGCAAGGCCAAGGAAAUGAUCAAGGGAAAACUUGCAAAAGGUGAACGAUUUUGUUAUGUGUUUCGCUGGAUUGAUGAUCUUUUGGAAGUCGAUGAGCAAGCUGCUCGUUCCUGCAAUGGUGAUGUAGAAUCAUAUCUGGAAAUGAUGGAAACCCAAACAUCAUUAAAUGCAGCAUAUGAAGGACGUUCGACUAUAUCAAAAUCAGCGUUUAUUGCUUGUUGCAUAUCAGAAUACAUGCGCUAUCUCAAUGAUAAAAAAAGCGAUGAAUCAAUUCACGGUCUUGCAUCUUCCUCACGGAUAGCUGUACCAAGAUCCAGUUCACCUUCGGCUUUUGAAUUUCCGAUGCUAUGCAUGGCCGAUGUAGAAAUGGAAGAAAGUGAAGAUAAAACGGCACAGAACGAUGGGCAUAUGGAAGCGAUGAAAAACACAGUUGCUUUUGCAAGCAAUGCUUUCCAAAAUAUUACAAAAGUGACGACUUGUACUUUUGAACUUGAACGUUUAGAAGCACGGAAUUUGUUCAACUUAGCAAUUCAGCGUGAAGAAGCUUCCAUGAAAAUGGAACCGUAUUCUUCAGUUCAGGAACCGUGCUCUUCGGACAGUAAAAUGAAGAAAGGUAUGGAAAAGUGGAUACCGGUGAAAUUGAUGCCGAAAAUACCCGUGAACAAAGAGAUUUAUGUGGAACAUAUAAUGGCUAGCUUUCUAAGUGAAUCACGAUUGGCAAGAAAUGACAUCCUAAUACAACCUUGUUCCUUUGUAUAUCCUGAUCAUUUGACGCAACAAUUAGGCUUGAACCAAUAUGUUCAUUGCAUGAAUAUGGAUUUCCUUGCUGAUGCUAUUACAAGAUAUUCAAUUCGAGAUCUAAGUAGGUGGAGAUCUUGCUUGUUAUCUCGUCCUCGAUUACCAGAAGAUGAAACGAUGCGCUCACAUCUUGGCGAAACACUGAAUGCAACCAACGCUGCUCUUGGACGAUUUGUUCAGUCCAUUUCAUCUAGUGACUCUGAUGAAAUCGUCGAACAGCUUCUUACCUUUUGCUUGGAUUUUGAAGCUGGACUUAUUUAUUCAACGAAGAAAUUGUCUGCAGUUAGCAGGUGCAUACUUCCCGCUGAAAACAUAACUUCCAUUGUGAACUUUGCGGUAAUGUCGAAUUCACUUUCUGAACACUUAUGGGUGCUCGUGCUGCGCAUCCUGGAUCUCAUAAUCAAAAAUGAUUCCACGGCCUCAGCACUUCUGAUUGAAUCACCCCACUUCUGCAAAUUAAUUAAUAAUUUCUUGGUGAAAAGUAUUUCAAGAGUUAAUUAUUCCUUAACGACGGGUCCCUCAACGAUAUGUGCCUUCAAAAGUUUUAUUACACGACUUCAUGAUUCACAUGAUAUCUCUCUUCGUGGUAUUCUUUGUGUCAAAAUUCUCACUGUCCUCAAGGAUAUUUCUUCACAGCAGAAUGAUUUGAUUAAUUUCUCGUAUCCAAUCGACUGCUUAGUUGAAUUAUUAAAUAUUAUGACAAAUUAUGCAUCAGACUAUGUCAAUGUGGCACCACAGGAACUUGCUGGAUAUAUAUCGUCAUCGAUUCAUACAACACGAAACUUCAUCCAUUAUUACAAGUCUUCGGGAGGUUACUCACUAGUCUCUGCUGAUUCAUAUCUUCGACCAAACACAUGCUUUCAAUCUACUCAAAAGAUACCGAUCAAUGUGCAGUAUGCGUGCGAAAAUAUCGAUCUGCCUCACUAUCCAUAUAUGCCAGAACUCUGGGGACAGUACCGUCCGCAUUAUUCACAGCUAUCUGAUCACUUUGUCGAUCCAAAACAAUCACCCGCAGCACGCAGUGAUCCACUGAACCGUCUUUCAUCGCUUCCUCGCUGGCAAAAUCAGUCAAAUAUGUUUCGUCAGGUAAUGCUAAGUCAGGUCGCGUGUUAUUUGGACCGUUCAACCGAAGUAUCCGAUCAUUUAUUGAGCAGUUUCCCAACUGCAGUCGAAGAACUGUUUGAAAUUGUAGCAGCAUGCGAAAGUGCACUUCCGGAUAUAAAUUUAAUUUCUUUGGAUGAUUGGAAUCAUGUAACUUUGGGAGACCAUGCGCUGUCCAUGUUAUUGCAAAUUUCACAACGAGUAUCGCGUGAGACAAAGCGUUUAUUCGAAAUAGCUGUACAAGUAAUAAAACGUUGUGCCAAUUCAUCUAGUUACUCACUUUCAAAGCCGCUUGCGUUUGCAUUUGUACAAAUGCUAGGCCUCAAGCAUAACCAGAUUUACUUUGCUAAACUUGGAGGACAUCUAAUUGUGGCACGUGAAUUGGAACGUUCUAUAUUGGCUUCAGCAAAUGAAUGGGCGGCUCCAAUUUCUGCACCUCUUAUGCGACAACUCGCUUCACUGUCUGCCCAGGUGGCUGGUAGCAGUGAUUACGGGUGUCAAGUAUCGAACUUACAGACCGAUAUACGAGAUGAUGGAUUAUACAAUUAUGCACCAUUCUGUACGAUAAGUUCGGAGCAGGCGCCAAAUGUUUGUGGACAGUUAUUAUCCUUGAUUGCAGUUGCUGCACCGCGUCGUACUCGAUCCGCUAAUUGGAGCUAUCAUUUUAAUGAGGGUGGCGGAGAUUGGUUCGAUAUUACCCUCAAUCUUCCAUACCACAUAGUUCUGCACGAAGUACAGAUCCGACCCCAUCUUCCUGCCUUAAGCACAGCUCCAGCAGCCGUUCAAGUUGAACUAUGUUCGGAGACAUCCCUUACUCAAUGGUGCAAUCUUGGCGCACCACUUAGCACUACUGGAUUCAGCAAGAUUCGCAUUUCAACAUACUCAUACAAACUUCCUGUCAUUGCUGUGCGUCUUUAUUUCAAGAAACCACCAGAUUCUACAAACUUAUCCCUGUCGCAAAUACUGCUUUUGGGAAUGAACUUCACUAAUUCGUUAUCAUAUACAUGUCCAAAAAAUACUGAUUUUGUACAGUGGCUCUUCAUUAUGGUACAACUGUGUCAUCUUGAGAAAUAUUGCGUUUGGCAAUAUGCUCCGGAACUUCCACGUGCCGUCGUUGCGCUGUUUUUGGGUCGACCGCUAUCCAGUCUAGUUUACCAUCGCAUUUCGGAACUCUUUUGUCAGAUCGAUCAUGAACGUGCAAAGCCGUAUUCGAUUGUUGAAUUGAUUUUUCAAUAUAUAGAGCAAGGCAAUACUGUUACCAACGAAUCGUUAGAAUGGCUCCCGAAUUUACUUUUUACUUUAUGUGCACAAAAGGAGCAUCAAAUUUGUGUCAUAAAGCAAUGCCAAGUGCUUCUUGGUGUUACUACCAUAAUUACUUCACAGAAUUAUAAGAAGCCACUUCGGGAUGUUGCUGCUGUUUUAAUUUGGACUGCCUCUUGUAUUAUAUGGCAUAAUAUCAAUGUGGAAGAGCGACGUUUCGAUACGUUAGCACUUUGCAUGGAUCUGUCCCCACAGCUUCUUCCAUUUCUGUGUGAAUUAGCAGUGGAUGUAAGUGAACAGUGUAAUGAUACAUUAGCAAAAUCGGCGUCUUGGCUAUUGUGUUCGUUGAUGCGUGGUGCACCACAUCUUCUACGUAAUGUAUUGAAAGAGAUCGGAUUAUUAGAUAUGAACGAUAAGCCGAAAAGGGAAGGUGUCACUCAUAAUGCAUUUACCGUUGUGCAACGAAUGUGCCAGUCAAGGACAAGCAUAUUACAGCUUCAUUCAUUCGGUCUUCUACAACACUGGGUUGAAUUGAUUAUUACUUAUUGCGAAGAAACAAACAUGGAACACAUCUCACUGCUAGUUAGUAUAGUUCGAUGCUUGGCAUCGCUAUGUUGCAUCGAGGAUGUUGUCAAAUUCCUGGAUUUCGUGGGUGGCUCGAGUCUUUUUAACUCUCUUAUAAAAUGUGUCGUUCGAUGUGCAAUUUCGCGUAAAGAUAUGACUCGUUCAUUUGGUAAACAAAGCAUCAAAUUAGAAGACGUCACUGUCAGUUUGCUUUCACAAUGUCUCGCUGUUGGUGGCUCACAUCGUCAACGCAUAGCUUACGUUUUAUGUUCUUUGUUAAAAAACGCCGGUAGUUUCAAUGGUGCAAUUCAACAAAUGGUACUAAAAUGUAUUUUCGACGAUGAGAUGAUUCCUGUAAAAGCAGUCGAUGAAGACACUUCAAUUUGUUUCCUGUCGUUUGAUAUUCCAAAUCGUAUUUUACAUCCAUUCUUUGGCUGUACACGAAGGGAACGUUUCUUAAAAGUAUCUUUAUAUACUUCCAUGGACGAGAUUUCUGCUCUCUGUGAACAUAAAAAUACAAGCGACUUCCGACAGUUAGCAAAAAUUGCUGCGCCUAUGGAUGAAUCGCAACACUACUCAUCUACUGUUAAUAGGCAAGACCUGACGACAGCUUUUCCUUCUUUCACUUCUUCUGGUCUAACGGUUCGAAGUUGUAACGGUUUAGCCGAAAUGAUGGGUGAAUGGAAGAUUGGACAAUUGGUGGGAGAUUUAUUUGCUUCCGGACGUUUAACUUCUUCGGCCUGGAAGCAAAAAAUAACCGGUGGAGAUAUAGCAAAAAUAGCAGUUGAAGAUAGUGCUGAUGGCUAUUACACCGUUGCUCUUUCGUUUGUUCAGCGUUCAGGUUUGACCGGAGGUGCUAGUGCCAUGCCAUGUCAAAAGCCAGAUAUAACGCUUACGGAACAGACAUCAACCUUGCAGUAUUUUGCGCGUUCAAGUGGUCUCGCACUUUUAGCGCUGCAUUUGCAAGUGCAUCAUCCAUCAUUUAGUGUUCCUACCGUCACCCCUUCCUUCAGGGACUCAAAAAGAAAAUCAGCUGAGCAACGAUGGCUGAUAGAUUCAUCAGAAACGAUAGCUAUGAACGAAAUGUUGCCAUCGAGUUAUGCCUGCCCAACAUCAAUUUUCUCCUCGCCUGACCUAUCAGCCGGAGAACCAGUUUACAGUACCUUGUAUGUACCUGUUUUUGGUGGUGAGACCGAUUUGGGUCCUGGCUAUGAAGACUUCGAAUACAUCGAUUCGACCGCUCCUGGAGAAGUGAAAGGAUGGACAUAUUACCCCUUAUUCUCUCAAACAGAUAAUUCGGGAAGUCAUGCUGCACCCAAAAAACUACAGAAGAUUGCUUCACAGCCAUCGAAUCAAUCGACGUCAAUAGGUUUAUCGCCUCAUGUGGUCGUCGCUUUCAGCAUAUUCCUAAAACUGGAAGGUUAUGCUGAACUAUUGGUAACGUACGAUCGAAAACGCGCUAAAGGCCUUCUGAGGCUUGCAAUGGGCGUCAUCACUACUGAAACAUCUCUUGUGAGCAAACAGCAAGUGGUGAAACCAGGUAUAUUUCACAAAGCCACCCAAUCGCACUUCCAAUCAAAGCAGAAGUCGGAAUACGAAAAUCUUGGUUCAUUGCCUUUUGUGGUUCUAGAAGAAUUAUUCAACAAAUAUUUGCCCUAUUCAUCUUCUGGAAAGUCCUUACGGGAAGCUGCUGUGAUUAGUGGCGUUUUGGACGUUUUGUUGGAUUGUUUGGCUCAUUAUACCCAUCAAAAGCAUAGGGAAAGGUCCAUUCGACCGUCAUCCCUUCCGCCAGCUCCUGAGACGGCUGUUUUGGUCGAACACUUGUUGCGGAGCUCGGUGGAACCGGAACAAUCGUCGAGUGAAAAAGCCAACUUUGGCUUGCCACCAGAAGAAAGUUUGAAUAACUCUGGAAGUGCUGGACCAGCAUUAAGCUCUACUUCGAAUGUUACUCAGCAACACAGUUUUUGGGCCAAAGGUACUGGUUUUGGCAGUGGAACUACGCAACAACAGUGGAAUGUUGAUUUACAUGUCCUGAAGCGAAAACAGGACGAACAGAAUGUUACCUAUCUGUUGAGGGUACUUGCAAGCUUUAUAUAUCCCAAAAUUAAUGACCAUUUGAAAGCGGAGAAGAAUUGGGCAACUGACAUCAGUGAAGGUAAUGCAGCAGCUUCAUUAGCAUUUUCGGAUUCAGAAGAUACUGAAGCGCAUAGCAAAAGUCGAUGUAUAUCACCAAUGCUUGUGGCAGAUCCGUCGAUGCCAGGAUCUUCAUCGGGACAUGAAUCACUUUCUUCAGUCAUUUCAUCAGCUUCUGUGAAAUGGUCCUUGAGCUCAGCUGUAGUUAAAAUGUUAUCUCGUUCCUGUUUAUUGCCAGCUAUUUGGGCAUAUCUUAGGAAUGAUUCCGUCUUGGACAUAUCUCAGCAUGUGGAAUUGUAUGAAGCAGUUAUGCACAUGGUAGCUGCACUGGCAUUGUCUCCAAAGUCAACAGGUGAAAGAAGGGAAGAGGUGGAUGAGAUUACUGCAUUGCUGUCAGAACCGGAAUCAGGUUGCUCAAUGCAUGCAAUGCUAAAGAAGCUGUUGGACUGUGUUUCUGCAUAUCUUACUAGGCUCGCUGUUGAAUCUAACGAAACCAGAUUACAAAAUCUAAAUAUCCAGCAAACUGUGGAAAGUAAUGAAGAAUCAACACAAAAUCGCGAAGAAGGUCUCAUGCGACUUGCACCACUGAUCACCACAGUUUGUAUGAUUCUUUCGAAGCGAGUAAAAGAGUUACCUGUGAAAUCACAAAAUAACGAGAAGAAUGCGGUUACUGAAGAAGAAAAAUAUGUAAAAGUUAUGAAGGCUUCGCAGUUUGAGACAAUAUCGUUCUUUGCUGAGGGUUCAUUCAUUCCAUAUCAUUAUGAAAGUUCACUUUCCUCUGUUGGCACCAGUAGUUCUAUGGGAAAACGUACUAGACGUUUGGCGCAAGAAAUUGUCACGCUGAGUAAUUCAUUGCCACUGAGUUCAAGUAGUUCUGUUUUUGUCCGCGCUUGUGAAGAACGACUGGAUGUGUUGAUUACGGGUCCAGCAGAAACUCCAUAUAUGAAUGGAUGCUUUGAAUUUGAUGUUUGGUUUCCAACCGACUAUCCAAAUUCACCUAUGCAUGUAAAUCUUGAAACGACUGGCAAUCAUACUGUUCGAUUCAAUCCUAACUUGUACAAUGAUGGAAAAGUAUGUUUGUCGGUAUUGAACACAUGGCAUGGCCGACCUGAGGAACGGUGGAAUCCGGAAACCAGUAGUUUAUUACAGGUGAUUGUUAGUGUGCAAUCUUUAAUCUUAGUAGCGGAACCGUAUUUUAACGAACCAGGAUACGAACGAUCAAAAUGUACUCAGGCGGGACAACAGGCGUCGCGAGAAUAUGAUGCUAAUAUUCGGCAAGCAAUGGUGAAGUGGGCGAUGCUUGAAAUGAUACGGCAUCCUCCGCCAGCUUUUGCAGAUAUCGUAAAGAAGCAUUUUUGGUUGAAACGAAAGGAAAUAUUGUCACAGGUAUCGAAAUGGAUUGCUGAGAUGGAACAACUAGUGAAGCAACAACGUGGAAGUGGGCGGAGCAUCCAUGGUCAUCUCGCUUCUUUAAAGAGGCAUGCCGCUGCACUGGAGGAUGAAUAUCGACGGAUGGAGUGUCCUGCAGACCUCAAAAGUACGAGUGCAUCAUUCAUCCAGCAAGCAAGUCUAAUGAUAAAUGAGCAACAAUCACAAAGUUCGGAUGGUUCGGGACAGAUACCUCAUGACAGUUUGAAGAGCCUCUCAGUGAUGAAGAUCCUCAAAUUAUAA